Molecule: messenger RNA, 1122 nt
Organism: Tetrahymena thermophila SB210
Lineage: Eukaryota; Ciliophora; Oligohymenophorea; Hymenostomatida; Tetrahymenidae
Product: MORN repeat protein
Exons: 3
Cellular component (GO): cytosol
Source: RefSeq, a predicted model, not a curated record
AUGGGUAACUGCUGCACGAAUAAUCCAGGUAGUGAACAAGGUAAUUUGUAACUCAAGAAACCUGAAGAUACACCAAACAUCUAAUAGGAUGAAGCAGAUGGAGAAAAUACAACAUUUACUAAAAACAAUCAAAAUAAUGUUUACUCUGCAAAAAAAGAUGGUAUUGAAUCUAGCAGAAAGACUGAUGUAGGUUCAAAUACAAAAAAUAAUCUAGAAUUUAAAAGUGUAGAUAAUCCAGAUACCCUCCAAAGCAGUGUUGCUUGCCACUAUCCUUCAUAAUCAGUAGCAAAACCUAUUGAUUAAGAACCUGAUUAAAUUAGUGAAAAGGCUAAAAAGACUUAAUAAAUUCUUGGAGAUUACUAAUAUAUUAAGUCAUAAGGAAUUGAAGAAGGGGCUAUAAAAUUAGGUCCAUACCAGUUUGAAAAUGGAUCUGUUUAUACAGGUUAUUGGAAAGUAGGGUUAAGACAUGGGAAAGGCAGGCAAGUUUGGAGCGAUGGAAGUAUUUAUGAAGGUUAUUGGUAAAAUAAUACUGCUAAUGGAUAAGGUAGAUUGAUUCAUGCAGAUGGAGAUGUAUAUGAAGGCUCAUGGAAAAAUGACAAAGCUCACGGCAAAGGAAAAUAUAUACAUUUGGAUGGAGCCAAAUAUGAAGGAGAUUGGUAUGAAGAUAAGCAGCAUGGAUUUGGUGUUGAAAUAUGGCCAGAUAAUGCAAAAUAUGAGGGACAAUAUGACAUGGGUAAAAAGCAUGGAAAAGGUACAUUUUUAUGGCAUGAUGGAAGUAAAUAUGAAGGAGAGUUCGUAAACAAUAAUAUAGAAGGUUUGGGCACAUAUACAUGGAGUGACCAAAGGAAAUAUGUAGGCGAAUGGAAGAACAAUAAAAUGGAUGGAAAGGGUGUAUUUACUUGGAGUGAUGGAAGAAAGUAUGAAGGUUACUAUUUUGAAGAUAAAAAGCAAGGCUAUGGUGAAUUCGAAUGGCCUGAUGGUAGAAAGUAUAAAGGAGAGUGGAAAGAUGGUAAAUAGCAUGGUAGAGGUAUAUAUCUUAACUCAAAAGGGAUAGAAAGAAAAGGCAUUUGGGUGGAAGGAAAGAGAGAAAAAUGGGUUGAUGAUAAUGAAGCUGUUUUUUGA